UGAUGAGAAACAGAUAAUCUAUUACCAUAAAGAUUGCUAUAACAUUUACGAAAUGUUUCAUACAAGAUAUUUUUUACACAAGAUUGUAUAUAAACAUAAUAUUGGCAGAGCAAUUGAUCAUAUGAUAUGUGAUGCACUUGAGGAAGCAAAUCAGUAUUACAAAUUCAAAAAUGCGAUCCGUGAUCCUGAAAAAUAUAUGCGACUUAGUGAUUCUAUUUUUUAUGAAAUCGAAUAUUUGGACAAAAUCAAAAAUGCAAUCCGGGACAAAAUCAAAAACGCAAUCCGUAAUACUGAAAAUUUGGAGCGACUCGACCCCGAUUGUUCUAUUAGUGAUGUAGCAACCUACUUAAUGAAAUGCAUAUUUAAUGACAUCCGUAAUCCUGAAAACUCUAAGCGACUCGACUCCAAUAGUUCUAUGGCUGAUGUAAUAGACCUUUUAAUAGGCUUUCUAAUACCGAGUAACAGUCAAGUACUAAAUGACAGCCAAGAAACAAGUGACAGACAAAUAAUGGAUGACAGCCAAGAAGUACCGAGUAACAGCCAAGUACUAGAUGACAGCCAAGAAACAAGUGACAGACAAAUAAUGGAUGACAGCCAAGAAGUACCGAGUAACAGCCAAGUACUAGAUGACAGCCAAGAAACAAGUGACAGACAAAUAAUGGAUGACAGCCAAGAAGUACUGAGUAACAGCCAAGUACUAGAUGACAGUCAAAUACUAGUUGACAACCAAGAAGCACCAAGUAACGACGAUAAAUUGAAAAAAUCGAGAGAUAUUUUGGAUAGGAUUAGGCGGAGGGAUUUAUACAAAUUUGUAAUCGAAUAUAAAAUUCCACUUGAUCAAGAAUUGGAAACAAAUAAUAUUGAGAAGGAUAAAAUUGAGAAGGAUGAAACUGAGAAGACCAUUCAAAAGUAUCUUGAAAGGUAUCGCAAUGGCAUCACUAAUGAAAAAAUUGCUGAUAAGAAUCCUGGUAGAUUAAAUAAAGAUUACAUAAUAGUCGACUGGCUAACGCUCGAUUAUGGAAAAGGAAGAGAUAAUCCAGUAGAUAACGUCACAUUUUAUGAUAAAAAUUAUAAGGAAAAAUCCUUUAAACGUUCAGAAGUUAGCGACCUUCUUCCAAAAGUAUACUGUGAAGAAAUAGUUCGCAUAUACACACGAAAAAAUGACAAGCAAAUGAUUGAGCGAAUUGAAUAUGCUUUUCGUGAAGUAUUAAAAGAAUUAAAAUCAACCGAAAUGAUGGACACAGGAGAGUGA
Molecule: messenger RNA, 1252 nt
Organism: Racocetra persica
Lineage: Eukaryota; Fungi; Glomeromycota; Glomeromycetes; Diversisporales; Gigasporaceae
Source: the annotation of a GenBank genome assembly